AUGCUUGGUUCUUUUGACUGCGGGCGUCCGGAAGCCCGUGUACCUGUUGAAGCGCUAAGAGUCUUCGACAAGCUCAGCUUCACGUGGCAGACCCCAGAAUGCUACGACACCGUCACCAUCUCCGAGUUUAUGGCCUUCCGCGAAUGUGACUUUGUCACGGACGAGCAGCGGUCCGCCGUACUCCCGGCGACCGAGCUGCCGCUCGACCGCCGCUGA
Molecule: messenger RNA, 216 nt
Organism: Cordyceps militaris CM01
Lineage: Eukaryota; Fungi; Ascomycota; Sordariomycetes; Hypocreales; Cordycipitaceae
Exons: 3
Coding region: 1-216 (71 amino acids)
Source: RefSeq, a predicted model, not a curated record